This is a messenger RNA of Rhododendron vialii, 2736 nucleotides long. Its product is annotated as long-chain-alcohol oxidase FAO1. NCBI's taxonomy places the organism in Eukaryota, Viridiplantae, Streptophyta, Magnoliopsida, Ericales, Ericaceae. The transcript is spliced from 3 exons. Gene Ontology annotation, molecular function: long-chain-alcohol oxidase activity; flavin adenine dinucleotide binding. Bases 200 to 2428 code for a protein of 742 amino acids. The record is from RefSeq and is a predicted model, not a curated record.
UAAAUUAGGUCAAACUUACCCAUCCUUUUCUUUCAUUGGCUCCCCUUGUAUGCAUACAAACUCAGCCAUCUUCAAGAUUCAACCCUAUAAAUAGUCCACUCCUUGUGAUUAUCACUUAACCAAUAAAAAGACAUUGAGAGAGAGAGAGAGAGAGAGAGAGAGAGAGAGAGAGAGAGAGAGAGAGAGAGAGAGAGAGAGAAUGGAAAGAUCAUGUCAUCCUUUAUUGAGGGGAGGAAGGAGAGAACAUAAGUACAGUCAUGGGUUCUCUGCUGCUGAAAUGGAGUCAUUAGCUAGCGUCUGUGAGGUUAUAUUACCACCCCUGCCAGUUAAUUCUCUAGAUGCCACCGGAAAGGAUGGCCAAACCAACAAGGCAAUUCAAUUCUUCCACGAAACUUCUGGUUCUCAAAAUUCAAUCCCUGAAGAGGUUGCUGAGCUUAUAGUUAAAAGAGGAUUCUUUGAAGCAGUGAUCUUGGUAAGAGUGGUUUUAAACAUCCUAUCCACAAGGCUGGGGACGCUGCUGCUCUGUGGUUCUCUUUGUUUUGGUGACAAAUGGCCAUUCUUCAACAAGUUCUCACAAAUCUCCUUGGAGAAGAGAGAGAGGGUCAUCCAAAGAUGGUUCAAGCACUGGUUUUUGACACCCAUCAGACUGGCAUUCGUAUUUCUCAAAUUCUUAUGUCUCUAUGCAUUCUUCUCCCAGGUUAAUGGAGAUGCCGAGAAUCCUACAUGGGAAGCCUUGGGGUAUCAAGUAGGCACUGAUGACAACUUGUCCAAAGACCAAAAGAACAGACCACUUCAAAAAGGAGUAGUAGAAACCAUACAUGAGAAUGAGCCAGCCCUCCUACAAACCCUCAAACAGAAAGGCCUCAAAGUGACUGCACAUCCAAAUGAGUACAAAAUCGAAUGCGACGUCAUAAUAGUGGGCUCCGGUUGUGGUGGAGGCGUCGCGGCUGCUGUUCUCACGAACUCCGGGCAAAAAGUGGUUGUCAUCGAGAAAGGCAACUAUUUUCGUAGCACAGAUUAUUCCAUGCUGGAAGGGCCAUCCAUGAAUCAACUAUACGAAAAAGGCGGAAUAUUCUCAACCCUUGAUGGGAAAAUGAUGAUCUUGGCAGGAUCAACAGUGGGUGGUGGUUCGGCAGUGAACUGGUCGGCAUGCAUCAAAACACCAAAGUUUGUGCUCCAGGAAUGGGCUGAGGAGAACAAAAUCCCGCUUUUCUCAACCCCUCAAUAUCUCUCUGCCAUGGAAACAGUGUGCGAAAGAAUUGGUGUUACGGAGAAAUGCAAGCAAGAGGGGUUUCAGAAUCAAAUCCUCCGUAAAGGGUGUGAAAAACUCGGUCUAGAUGUUGAGUGUGUGGCACGAAAUUCGACAGAGUGUCAUUACUGUGGUUCUUGCUGUUUUGGGUGUAGAACAGGAAACAAAAAGGGUACUGAUUCCACUUGGCUGGUUGAUGCUGUGGAUCGUGGUGCAGUGAUCAUAACGGGAUGCAAAGCCGAGAGAUUCAUACUAGAAGAAAACAAGCAUGGCGGAAAUAGAAGAAAGAAGUGUUUGGGAGUGAUAGUGAAAAGUCUAAACAAAAGCAUUACAAAGAAGCUGCAUAUUGAAGCCAAAGUAACAGUCUCAGCAUGUGGUUCCUUAUUGACACCUCCCCUAUUGAUUUCAAGUGGGUUAAAAAACAAACACAUUGGGCGCAACCUUCACCUCCACCCUGUUCUAAUGGCGUGGGGAUACUUUCCCGAAUCAAAUUCAGAGCUCAAAGGGAAACACUACGAGGGCGGGAUAAUCACUUCAGUGCAUAAAGUGUUGUCCAAUGAAUUCAACGUAAGAGCGAUAAUAGAAAGUUCUGCAUUAGGGCCUGGACAAUUUGCUGCACUAUGUCCUUGGGAGUCUGGACGAGAUAUUAAAAACAGGAUGCUUAAAUAUGGUCGAACUGCUCAUUUGUUUUCUAUGGUUAGGGACCAAGGCUCUGGAGAGAUUAAGCAUGAAGGAAGGAUAAGCUACAAGUUUGGUAAAUCAGACAGAGAAAAUAUGAAAGCUGGGUUGCGGCAAGCGUUGAAGAUUUUGGUGGCAGCAGGAGCAGUUGAGGUGGGAACUCAUCAGAGCGAUGGGCAGAGAAUCAAAUGCGAAGGGAUUACAGAAGAGGAAAUGGAGGAGUUUUUGGACAAUGUUUAUGCAGCUGAGGGACCUAAGUCGAUGGUGGAAAAUUGGACUACAUACUGCUCCGCCCAUCAAAUGGGGAGUUGUCGGAUGGGGGUCAGCGAAAAGGAAGGCGCGGUUGAUGAGAAUGGGGAGACUUGGGAAGCAGAAGGCCUGUUUGUUUGUGAUGCUAGUGUCCUACCUAGUGCUGUUGGUGUCAAUCCGAUGAUCACCAUUCAGUCAACUGCUUAUUGCAUAUCCAAGAAGAUAGCCAAAUCUUUGGCAAAAACUCUGUAAGCUCGAUCACAGUGCUAUUUUGUGAAUAAUAAGGGACAGAAUAAAGAAGCCAUUGUGUGAAUAAUAAGUUUUCAGCAGGCAUCAUACUCAACAUCCGUGUUCUUGUAAAGUCCUAGUGUCUUGUUACAAUUGAGAAAUGAUUGUCAAGCGUGUCUGACAUUGUAUUUAUUCCUGUGUAUGAGAAUCUGCUACAAAAACUAGAGAGAGCAGAACAGACAAGUAGUUGACAAAAGUUUUCUUCUUCUGUCAACAAUUAUCAUCUGGUAUGAUAUAACGUGCAUAGUUGGAAAUGAAAAUUCGGUUGAUUA